Molecule: messenger RNA, 288 nt
Organism: Colletotrichum abscissum
Lineage: Eukaryota; Fungi; Ascomycota; Sordariomycetes; Glomerellales; Glomerellaceae
Exons: 1
Source: RefSeq, a predicted model, not a curated record
GCCCAGCCACGCACGUACGACAUCCACGUCGUCACAAGCUUCCCCGACCCGACACGCCCGUCCGGUCCCAGAUCCCCAAGCCCAGCACCACCACCACCACCACCACCACCACCACCUACCCACCCAAACACAACAUCCGCUGACUGCGACCCCUGGACCGUCACCCUGCACCGCCAACACCAUCCGUCCAUCAUCACCAUCCCCGAUAUCACCGCCCGCCAUCAACCCAUCGCGCCCAUUCGCAUAGGUACACCUUACUACCUCUUAUCCGCCUCCGACGAUCAAUAG